CGCACUCUCAAAAAAAUAAGCAGAAUGUUCAGUUCUACUUUCCUGUUCGCUUUAGUUUCCUCUCUUCCCAUUCUCGCGGCGUCGUCUGCUAUGUUGAUGUUGAACCCACUUGGAGCUCAAGAACCUUUCACGACUAAUCCUACUACGCCAAGUCCAUUUGACGAUGUGAAAGUCCCGGUCACGCUGGGGGUCAUGUCCCGCUGCCCAGAUGCUCAGCUUUGUGAGGCUGUCUUUGAUCAGGUGUUGAAGAAAGUGAGGGAUAAGGUUGAAUUUUCGUUGACUUUUGUCGGGGCCGUCAACGCCUCCGAACCCGACUUCGGCGUAACCUGCAUGCACGGUCCCUCCGAAUGCGCCGGAAACGUCCAACAGCUCUGCGCGCAAAAAUACACGCCGCUCGAGACCUGGUGGGAGUUCGUGAUGUGCCAGAACUACCAGUCGCGGGACCGGAUCGGCAACGCGGACGUCGCGUUGAAGUGCGCACGGGCGUCCGGAAUCGAUUGGGAGACGAGCGGGGUGGGGAGGUGUGCGGGGUUGGAUGGGAGUGGGAGGGCGGAGGAGGGGGUGGGGAUGUUGAGGGAGAGUGUGGUUAGGACGAGGGCGUUGGGGGUUACGAAAAGUUGUACGGUGAUUAUUAAUGGGGAGCAGGUUUGCAUUCAUGACGGGACGUGGCAGAAAUGCGAGAACGGUCACGCCGCUCGAGAUUUCAUCCGUCAGAUUAACAACGAAUACCAGAAGCUCAACGGCCUGGCGCUCGUCGACGAGGAAGCUCUCACUCUCGAUGACCUCAUCUAAGGAAUGGGUCGUCCGCAUCCCUAACCCAUAACCCAGUCCAGCACGCCCACGACCGCAACCACGACCACGAAUAACACCCCUUCUCUCUCCUUCUUCUUGCUAUGACUCCUUUUUAUACCUCCUUCUCCUUUCCUUCAUCUCUUGAUCCUUCAUCUUGAUCCUUGAUAUGCGUUCAUCAUCCACAUUCUCACGAAUCAUACAACAUGACCCCGCGGAAAGUGCUUGUGCUUGACGGACUGCGGUGGGACGGUGGAACCGGAAGUGGAAGUGGGACGGUGGAAGUGGAAGGAAGAAGCGAGGCAGAGGGCAGAGGCAGUAUGAUGAUAUGAUCAUUUCCGUCGUCGCAUCUUCACCCGAGGAUGAGUUCGUAGCCGAUUACAACGAGAUUGAACGCUAUGAGUGGUAUUCGCAUAAGCGUCCGCACCGCUCCAAUAAGAUUAAUAAGUCGUCCCUUCACUCCGAUAUCCUGUACGCCGCCGGCGCUGCCGCCGUAUUGGUCGUAUGGCUGUUGGAAGCCGACGGUUGGGUUGUUUGGCGUUGGGACGGUGGACCAGCCGAUUCGUGCAAGGAAACGGUCCUCGCUGAGGACGGCCAUGGAGUUGAUGAAGAGAAGAACGACAUAGAGGAUCCCGCCGAAACUUGGCAUGAUUGGC
Molecule: messenger RNA, 1445 nt
Organism: Stereum hirsutum FP-91666 SS1
Lineage: Eukaryota; Fungi; Basidiomycota; Agaricomycetes; Russulales; Stereaceae
Exons: 7
Coding region: 25-792 (255 amino acids)
Molecular function (GO): oxidoreductase activity, acting on a sulfur group of donors, disulfide as acceptor
Source: RefSeq, a predicted model, not a curated record